Messenger RNA from Nilaparvata lugens (brown planthopper), 4671 nucleotides. RefSeq lists its product as uncharacterized. The coding region runs from base 492 to 3605 and encodes 1037 amino acids. Lineage: Eukaryota; Metazoa; Arthropoda; Insecta; Hemiptera; Delphacidae. The transcript has 7 exons. The record is from RefSeq and is a predicted model, not a curated record.
CAUUCCUUAACACAAAGUUGGUCUUUUGUAUAAAUCUUUACAACUCAUGUUGGUACGUUUGCGUAAGAUGGUCCAAGCAUCUUUAGUAGCUCCACAGAUCUACCAUGUGAUGGCGUUCGUGUAAUCGAGUAUUAUAAUUCACUCCCGUGGGUCUGACUGUUCGCGCCAUUUAUUCAGACUGAACUUGAUUUGAGGUUAUGUAUUGAAGUUCGCGCCGUUUCUGUUUCCAAUGAAUUCUUGUCUGUCUUUAGUCUGUCGAUGCGAAGUGUCUAAGUGUCUAGUGUUAAUUUAAUUUUUAGUGUGAUGUGAAGUGAAUUAAGAUUCAAUUUAUUUUCUUCUGAAUAAGAAUUAUUGAUUCUUGUUUCAAUUGAAUCUUCGUGUUUAGUAUUUUCAUGGUAUAAGUCUGGAUCUAUCUCAUUCUCAAUUCCAAAAGAAAAGCUUUCGUUUCUCGAACAAGUGAAGUGUUGUGAUGUGAUGUUGUGUGUGUCAAAAUGUCCAAAAAGAUUUAUUCACGGACUGAUAAAAUUCUAAAUUUAGCAUUGAAAGGUGAACUAAACAAGACGAAACAUGAGCCAAGAAAAAUACUAAAUAGUAUUGAAAAUAUUAAUAGGCCAUGUGUUCAAAAUCAUAAAAAAACCUCUCCCAGCUUUUUGCAAUUGUAUGAUGAAGGUAAAUGGGAAGAGUUUUACUCGAGAUUGGAUAAAAAUUAUCAUCAAAUAUUUGAAGAAAGUGACCCUGUUUCCAAAACACAGGUUAUCUUGGAUCAACCCACGAAUGAAAAUGGAGCAUCUAUGUCUUGUGUGAUCAACACUGAUGGUCCUAUCAUAGCACACACCUCAGCCCUGUCCUACACACCUACAGAACAUGAAGGGAAAUCAGCCCCGUGUCAUACACCUGAGAAAAAUGAAGAAGAGUUUGCCCGAUCCUACAUAAUUGAACGAAAUGAAGGAGAAUUGGCCUUUGAGGUUAUCUUGGAUCAACCCACGAAUGAGAAUGAAGUAUCAAUGUCUUGUGCUAGCAUCAACACUGUUAAUCCUACUAUAGCACACACCAUGGCCGUGUCCUACACACCUGGAGAACAUGAAGUGAAAUCAGCCCAAUCUCUUACACCUGAGGAAAAUGGAGGAGAAUUGGCUCUUGAGGUUAUCUUGGAUCAACCCACAAAUGAGGAGGAAGCAUCAUCGUCUUGUGUGAUCAACACUGUUAGUCCUACUAUAGCACACACCUUGACAGUGUCCUACACACCUGGAGAACAUGAAGUGGAAUCAGUCCCAUCUCUUAAACCUGAGGGAAAUGAAGGAGAAUUGGCACUUGAGGGAACAGGAAAAGCAAGAAAGAGUUUGAAUUUUGCUGGAGACAAUUCACUCAAUAAAUUCAAGAAUGUAAAAACCAAGCGAACAUUAAGAAACUGGAACAGGAGAAAUUUCUGCAUAUUCUGCCGAACACUUGUGUCUAAUUUUAGGAGACAUCAGUUGCGAAACCAUCCUUUGGAAAAAGAAGUAAUCGACUUCUUAUCUGAAUGUGACCCUGACCUUAAAGAAAGGAAACGAAAACGUCAAGCAAUAUUUGAUGAAUUGAGAAAGCGAGGUAAUUAUCUCUACAACUCAAAUAUUGAUUCAAAAUCUGAAAUUCUUCCUAUAAGGAGACCUGAUACGACUAAAAAAGAAGUAGCCUACCACAAAUAUGUCCAUUGUGUUCAUUGCCUGGGAGCAUUUUCAAGAAAGACUUUCUAUCGGCAUGAGUCAAAGUGUCCUAAGAAGAUCUUAGCAGAUGCAGAAGUAAAUACUAACUCAUUGCCUCCGUUUGAUUCUUCAAAGGCUAGUAAUAAUGUAAAAGAUUGUAGAAAUCAUGUUUUGAAGACAUUUAGUACUAUGAUUUUCCCAUCCUCUGUGGAAGAUGAAGAGUUGGUGAAAAAGAUAUUCCCUAUAAUGAAAAAAGACGAGAUCUCUUUAGUGGCAAUGAAUGAUACUCUCAUCAAAUCAAUUGCAUCCCAGUUUUUAAAAAAUCAUAUGGACAAAAAAGAUGAAUAUAAUGCAAGUAGGAAAAUGCGUGAUGCAUCAGCAUUACUCUUGUAUUGCCGAAAGGAUCCUGCAAUAAAGAAUUUGAUUGAUUGCUUUAAACCAAAACACUUUUGCUUAGUAAUGGAAGCUGCACAGAAACUCAGUGGGUUUGAUGAAUCAACUGGUGCUGUUAAAGUAAUAGGCAUGCCAGCUAGAUUGGCAUAUGUUAUUCAAGAGGGGGCUAAGUUAAAAUCAGAUACUGCCAUUCUCUCAGAUAAAAUAUCCAGAGCCACUAAAGAGACCAUAAAAACUGAAACCAGUGAGUUUCUUCAGCUUUUCAAAAACAAAUGGAAAUAUUACAUAUCAACUAAUGCAGAAAAAACAAGGAAGAAACAAACAUCAGUAACCCCAAUAAUAAUGCCAGAUGAUUGCGACAUAAAACAUAUGACAGAUUCAGUAAAAGCAAUGGAAGUAGAUUAUUAUAAUGAACUCUCUCAAGAUGUUGAUGCCAAUAAUUAUGAAAAGUUAUGCAAGUGUACUAUAGCUCACAUCAUUCUACUUAACAGACGAAGGCCUGGGGAAGUAGCACGUUCAGAAUUAAGUCACUUCUUAAAUCGACCUCAGAAUGAAUGUCCAACACCUGAUGUAUUGGAUUCUCUAACUGAAGAUGAAAGAAUGGCAUUGCCUGAAGUCUCAGUUUUUAUGGUACCCGGGAAACUUUUGCGCAGUGUUCCAAUAUUAUUAACCAAAUCAAUGGAAAAAGCAAUCAAUCUUCUUAUUACUUGUCGUUCAAAAUUACAAAUACCUCCUGAAAACCCACUUUUGUUUGCUAGGGUUUACACCUUGAACCCUUUUGAUGGUUCUAAAAUAUUAAGAGAGCUUAGGACUACAUGUAAACUAUUAAAACCCAAUUUCUUGACAGCAACUGGCUUACGUCAUCAUAUUGCUACAAAAUCCCAAGUAUUCGGUGAUCCAGAAUUUACAGAAAAAAUAUGUCAGCAUCUCGGUCAUACAUCAGAGAUUCAUAAGAAAAAUUAUAGAUUUCCUAUUCAGGCCAUGCAGAGGGGGCAAGUUGGUCAGAAACUAUUGAAGCUGGAUGGUACCUGGGAUGAAAUAAUGAAGAAAAAUUGUAAUACUGAAGCUGAUAACAGGGACAAAACACUAGAACCGGAAAUGGAUGGUACCUGGGGUGAAAUAAUAGAGAAGAAAAAUGGUAUCACUGAACCUGAAGCUGAUAACGGGGACAAAACACCAGAACCGGAACAUUCUAAUGAUCCUUCUUAUGAAUAUAAUAAAAAUUAUUCUUCUGACAGUGACAGCUACAGUGAAUCUCAAAUUAAAGGAAAAUUUCAAAGUCGGCAACUGAAAGCGAGAGUGCGUUGGUUGGAUUGUGAGAAAGAAGUGGUAAUAAAACAGUUUGCCAACUUUAUUGUACAAAAGAAGACUCCAGGAAAGCUAUUAUGCGAACAAAUUAUUAGAAAAAAUGGAGUUUUAAAAGAUAGAUCAUGGCAGCAAGUCAAUGCAUUGAUUCACAAUAUUUUUACCAAGAAAGUAAAAUUGCAUAGUAAAUUUAGGAGCUUACUGCCUGGAAACUUCAGCUUUUAGAGGUUUUUCCUCCUUUCAAAGAUUUUAAGUUUUAUUAAAUAAUUUGAAAUGAAUUUCCUUAAAUGAUAUAUAAAAUAUUAAUUAGAAGGGCACAGGGGUAAAACAGUCACAAAAUAUCUAUUUUUAGGAGAUUUUAUGUUAAGUCUAAUAGUUAAUAACUGGUCAGUAUUAUUGCUUUAAUAAAAUAUAACAAGAUCAAUUGAAUAAGGUGAAAUUUGUGAGAAGUAAUUCAAAUUACCUGAUUUAUUCAAUUGUCCAUUUCAAAGUUGAAUUGGACACUGAUUCUUGGUUCUUCCCCAGCCCAUGUUAUUUUACUAGAUUUAUUGUUUGGACUAUGAUAAGUCCACGUUGUUUAUGUUGUUGAGUUCAAACCAAGCUUUGUCAAGAUAUUCAUUUUUUUGAAAUUUCUGUCUUUUCCCCUUUUAUAUUCUUUUUCCUCUUGUAAAUAUUUUUCAAAAUUAUAAAUAACUACUAGAUAACUCUUUUUGGCUUGAAAAUAAUUUACUUGAAGUAAUGUCUAUCAAUCGAUUGGUAUUCGAAAAUUAUCUGAAAUAAAUUAUUCAAUUAUUAUUAUGAAUAGUAUCUCAAAGGGUGACUUGUUCAUCAAUUUUUGUAUUAACGACCUUGGUUUUGUGACAUUCUAUAAGAUUAUUCCAGGAUUAGAAUGAGUGAUGAAAGAACAACUGAAUUUCGCAUUAAAUGAUCCUAUACAGGAUGCAUAAAUUUUCACACACAGAGUGUGUGUAAUUGAGUGAUUGGAAAUGAAUAAAUAAUAAUAAUAAUUUCUCUGGAUGUUUAAUGACAAUAAAUUAUUUCUUAACCAACUAGUGAUUUUUGUGAGUUCAUCAAUUUUUGUAUUAACGACCUUGGUUUUGUGACAUUCUAUAAGAUUAUUCCAGGAUUAGAAUGAGUGAUGAAAGAACAACUGAAUUUCGCAUUAAAUGAUCCUAUACAGGAUGCAUAAAUUUUCACACACAGAGUGUGUGUAAUUGAGUGAUUGUAAAUGAAUAAAUAAUAAUAAUAAUUUCUCUGGAUGUUUAAUGACAAUAAAUUAUUUCUUAACCAA